GCAACAGAAUUUACCUCCGAGUCUCUGUACAACAUCCCCGAGCACAUUGGAUAUCUCAAGUCCCUAGGGCUAGACUACGGUUAUGGGCCUACAGCACUGAUGGAAUGGACACUCGAGCACAUCCAUGUCUUCGCCGGAACCCCAUGGUGGAUCUCUAUCGUCCUCACAUCAGUCCUCGUGCGCGCCAUCAUGUUCAAGCCAUACAUCAACGCAGCAGAUAACGCAGCUCGAAUGUCAGAAAUAAUGCCGAUCACGAAACCGAUCCAGGCUAGGAUGAUGGAGGCGCAAAGAGCAUCGGAUAUGGAUGGGAUUAUGAGGGCUAGACAAGAACUCUCUUUGAUCAAUAAAAGGGCUGGCAUUAGUCUGUGGAAGAGCUUUGUCCCGAUGACACAGGUUAUAGCUGGCUAUGGGACGUUUGUCAUACUGAGAGCUAUGUCUAAAUUGCCAGUUCCUGGACUGGAGACUGGUGGUAUUCUGUGGUUUACCAAUCUUGCUGUCCCGGAUCCGCUACUUCUGCUUCCGAUUUCUACGGCUGGCGUGUUGCAUUGGGUUCUCCGGAGAGGAGGUGAAAUGGGCACUUCAACUUUCUCUCCCGCCGUCUUCAACGCAAUGAAGUGGGGUCUCCCUGCUCUCUCCCUGAUCUUCACAUGGUGGCUCCCAGCAGCAGUCCAGCUCUCCUUCUUCGUCUCCGGCCUCAUGUCCUUCGGCCAAGCAACCCUCUUCCGACAAACUUGGUUCCGAGAACGCUUCAACAUGACACCCCUCUCUAGUAACGCCAUCCCCGGGGCGAAAGUAGAGCCCAAGAACCCCUACAAAGGGAAGUUAAAACUUGCCGCCAACCCCGUCCUCUCGCAAGCCGAGCUAUCCGGCCGCUUCCAAAACGCCCAGAAAAGAGCAUUAAGUGAGAAAUUAGGCAAGAUCAGGGAGAACAAUCCGCCGGAUGGGGUCCUAGGGAAGGUCAUUAAUGGGGCGUUUAAGGAUGUGAAGGGGACGGUGGAUGAGAUUAAGGAUGCGGGGAGUGGCGUUAUGAGCAGUGCGAAGGAGCUCUUGAGUGGAAGGACGGAGAAGGCGGAUAGGAAGCAGGCAAGGUUGUAUGAGGAGAAGAGGCAGGAGCAGUUGAAAAAAGAGAGGUGGGAGAAGGAAGCUGAGAAGCGGGCGGAGAGAGCCGCGAAGAGGAUGAGGUAG
Molecule: messenger RNA, 1185 nt
Organism: Hyaloscypha bicolor E
Lineage: Eukaryota; Fungi; Ascomycota; Leotiomycetes; Helotiales; Hyaloscyphaceae
Exons: 2
Biological process (GO): protein insertion into mitochondrial inner membrane from matrix; mitochondrial respiratory chain complex IV assembly
Cellular component (GO): mitochondrial inner membrane
Molecular function (GO): membrane insertase activity
Source: RefSeq, a predicted model, not a curated record